AACUGCAUAGUUUCCUAGGAACGCGAAGCUGUCUUGACAGAUUAUAGACUGUCUGAAUGGAGGAGUAGGUAAAGACAUGACAGAUUAUAGACUGUCUGAAUGGAGGAGUAGGUAAAGACAUGACAGAUUAUAGACUGUCUGAAUGGAGGAGUAGGUAAAGACAUGACAGAUUAUAGACUGUCUGAAUGGAGGAGUAGGUAAAGACAUGACAGAUUAUAGACUGUCUGAAUGGAGGAGUAGGUAAAGACAUGACAGAUUAUAGACUGUCUGAAUGGAGGAGUAGGUAAAGACAUGACAGAUUAUAGACUGUCUGAAUGGAGGAGUAGGUAAAGACAUGACAGAUUAUAGACUGUCUGAAUGGAGGAGUAGGUAAAGACAUGACAGAUUAUAGACGGUCUUGGUUCGUCAGUAACUGUCUGAAUGGAGGAGUAGGAAGUGGACUGAGGAUAUUCUGAUGAUUGUUUGACUUAAUUGCUGUUCUUGACUCUGUAGCAGUUGACUUUCCUAACUCUGUAGAGGCCAAAGUCUUUGGUUUAACUCCCUCUCUAGGGUUAAUGUUUACAGAACAUGCAUUGCUGUUUUAUCAGGGUACAAAGGUCUGCCUACCUCACACAGGAUACCAGCCUUCAGUUAGACAUGUUCUCUGCUUGUGCUGGUUGAUACUAACAAUGCUCAGAAAUAUUGACUGUUCUGUUAGUUCAUAUUGUAGCUGAGUGAGCUGUGACUUACAUCUAAAAUGAGUCUCUCUGGGGAGAGAGAGGAGGAGACCACUGCCUCUAAAAUGACUCAAGACACCAGUUCUGAGAGUGUCCAGAAGCCCAGAGUAGAGUCACCUACAACCAGCCUGCUAUCAAUGAAGAGUGAUCAGCCACCUGCUUUCAGCCAGGAACCAUUACCAGAUGACAAUAAGGAAGUGGAGAGUUUGGACAGUGAGGAUGUAUUAAAGAUCACACACAACCUUCUGGACAGAAGAAGUCAAACUCUGCUGACAGUCCAACAAGACAUUAAGGCUAAACUGAAACACCGGUAUCAACACAUAUCUGAAGGAAUUGGACACCAUGGAAACCAAAGUCUGUUCAAGGACAUCUACACAGAGCUCUACAUCACAGAGGGUGGAAGUGGAGGGCUCAAUAAUGAACAUGAGGUUAGACAGAUAGAGAUGGCAUCCAAAAAACAAACCACACAAGAGACAUCAAUCAAAUGCAACGACAUCUUCAAGACGUUACCUGUACAAGACAAACCUAUCAGAACUGUGCUGACCAAAGGAAUCGCAGGCAUUGGAAAAACAGUCUCUGUGCAGAAGGUCAUCCUUGACUGGGCAGAGGGAAAAGCAAAUCAGGACGUUCUUUUCAUGUUUCCUCUUCCUUUCCGUGAUCUGAACCUGAAAAAGGACCAAUACAGUCUGAUGCAACUUCUUUCCCACUACUUCCCAGAGCUGAAAGAGAUUGACAGCAUUGAAGAUGGUGAAACCAAAACUGUUUUCAUUUUUGAUGGUCUGGAUGAGUGUCGACUUCCUCUAGACUUCAAAAACAAUGAGAAGUGCUGUGAUGUCACGAAGCCAACCUCAGUGGACGUGCUGCUGACAAACCUCAUCAAGGGGAAUCUGCUUCCCUCUGCUCUCCUCUGGAUAACCACACGGCCUGCAGCAGCCAAUCAGAUCUCUCCUGAGUGUGUUGACCAGGUGACAGAGGUACGAGGGUUCAAUGAUCCACAGAAGGAGGUGUACUUCAGGAAGAAAAUCACAGAUCAGAAUCUGGCCAAUGAAAUCAUCAAACACAUGAAGACAUCAAGGAGCCUCCACAUCAUGUGCCACAUACCAGUCUUCUGUUGGAUAUCAGCCACUGUCCUUGAGAUGAUACUGAACAAGGCAGAGAAGGAUGAAGUUCCCAAAACUCUGACCCAGAUGUACUCACACUUCAUACUCAUCCAAAUCAUUGUGAAGAACAGGAAGUACAACAAAGUCACAGAGACAAACCCAAAGGAACUGUCUCAGUCAGACAAAGAGAUGAUCCUGAAACUGGCCAAGCUGGCUUUCCAACAGCUGCAGAAGGGCAACCUGAUCUUCUAUGAGGAGGACCUGAGAGAGUGUGGCCUUGACGUCACAGAGGCAUCAGAGUACUCAGCAUUGUGUACAGAGAUCUUUAAAGAAGAAUCUGGGCUGUACCAAGACAAGGUCUACAGCUUUGUGCAUCUGAGCAUGCAGGAGUUUCUAGCAGCAGUGCAUGCAUUAGAAUCAUGUCUGGGCAAGAAGGAAAAUGUUUUCUCCCCCAAAGCAGUUACUGGUGUUGAUGAUGAGGAGGAGGAGGAGAAUGAUGAGGAGGAGGAGAAGGAGGGGGAUGAGGAGGAGGAGGAGGAGAAGGAGGAAGAUGAGGAGGAGAAUGAUGAGGAGGAGAAGGAGGAGAAUGAUGAGGAGGAGGAGAAGGAGGAAGAUGAGGAGGAGAAUGAUGAGAAGGAGGAAGAUGAGGAGAAGAAUUAUGAGGAGGAGAUGGAUGACGACAACAACGACGAUGACGAUGAGGAAGAUGAUGACAAUGAUGAAGAGAAGGAGUCUUUCAAAUUGUCUGACUUACACAGGAGAGCAGUGGACCAGGCCUUGAAGAGUGAGAAUGGACACCUGGACCUGUUCCUCCGCUUCCUUCUGGGUCUCUCACUGGAGUCCAAUCAGAAUCUGUUACGAGGCCUUCUGACACAGACAGGAAGUACAACACAGACCAAUGAGAAAAGAGUUAAGAGAACAGUCAGGUACCUUUCAGACAAGAUCGACGAAGAAUCCUCACCAGAAAGGAUCAUCAACUUGUUCCACUGUCUGAAUGAACUUGGUUCCAACUCUCUAGCUGAAGACAUGCAGACCUACCUGCGAUCAGGAACUCUUUCAGAAACAAUACUAGAACCUGACCAAUGUUCAGCCGUGGCCUACCUGUUACUGAUGUCAGAGGAGGUGCUGGAGGAGUUUGACCUGAAGACAUACAACACAUCAGAGAAAGGUUAUCAAAGGUUGCUGCCGGUAGUGAAAACCUGCAAGAGAGCACUACUGGAUGGCUGUAAAGUCACAUAUAAAUCCUGUGCGAGUCUAACCUCAGCUCUGCAGACACCAAACUCCCCCCUGAGAGAACUAGACCUCAGCAACAAUGACCUGGGAGACAGAGGAGUGGAGCUGCUCUGUUUUGGACUAACCAGUCCACUCUGCAACAUACAGACACUAGUUCUUGGUCACUGUGGUCUGACAGAGGGUUGCUGUUCAGAUCUGGUCUCAGUCCUGAGUUCACCCAACUCACAACUGAAGCAACUGGAGCUGAGAGACAAUGACCUGCAGGACUCAGGAGUUACACUGCUGUCUGCUGGACUGGUGGAUCCAGACUGUAAACUACACACACUGGGGUUGUCUGGCUGUCUGGUCACAGAGGAGGGCUGUGCUGCUCUGUCUUCAGCUCUGAGGUCAAACCCCUCCCACCUGAAAGAGCUGGACCUGAGCUACAAUCACCCAGGAGACUCUGCAGGGGGACUGCUUUCAGCUGCUCUGGUGGAUCCCACAUAUAAACGGAUGAAGCUGAAUGUGGAUCAUGGUGGAGAGUGCAGGCUGAAAUCAGGGCUGAGAAAAUAUGCCCGUCAUCUCACCCUGGACCCAAAUACAGCACACCCACACCUGAUACUGUCUGAGGGGAACAGGAAGGUGACACGGGUGGUGGAGGACCAGCAUUAUGAAGACCAUCCAGACAGAUUUGACUGUCAUCCCCAAGUUCUCUGCAGAGAAGGCUUAUCUGGAGGUCGUUAUUACUGGGAGGUGGAGAGGGAUGGUGGCGUGGCUGUCAUUGGUGUGGUGUACAAAGGAAAGAAGAGGAAGAGAGAUGAAGAUGACAGUAGGAUUGGACACAAUAGGGAGUCCUGGAGUUUAGUCUGUUCCCAUAGAGGUUAUCAAUUUUACCAUGAUGGAUUCAACAGAAUCAUCCCUGGUCCUGUUUCUAACAGAGUUGGAGUGUAUCUGGACUGGCCAACUGGUACUUUGUCCUUCUAUAGUGUGUCCUCCUCUUGUACACUGACACACCUUUACACAGAACACACCACAUUCACUGAACCCCUCUAUCCUGGGUUUGGCGUUUCCUCCUCCUCAGUGACCUCAGUGACCCUGCGUCAGAUAGAUGACCAACACAUUCAAAGAAAUAGAACUACAGACCAUGGCGGAGAGAGUUGUAUCAAGCCUGGACCUGAGGACACCAGAGACCAUGGUGGAGAGAGUUGUAUCAAGCCUGGACCUGAGGACACCAGAGACCAUGGUGGAGAGAGUUGUAUCAAGCCUGGACCUGAGGACACCAGAGACCAUGGUGGAGAGAGUUGUAUCAAGCCUGGACCUGAGAACACCAGAGACCAUGGUGGAGAGAGUUGUAUCAAGCCUGGACCUGAGAACACCAGAGACCAUGGUGGAGAGAGUUGGACCAAGCCUGGACCUGAGAACACCAGAGACCAUGGUGGAGAGAGUUGGAUCAAGCCUGGACCUGAGAACACCAGAGACCAUGGAGGAGAGAGUUGGAUCAAGCCUGGACCUGAGAACACCAGAGACCAUGGAGGAGAGAGUUGGAUCAAGCCUGGACCUGAGGACACCAGAGACCAUGGUGGAGAGAGUUGGACCAAGCCUGGACCUGAGGACACCAGAGACCAUGGUGGAGAGAGUUGGAUCAAGCCUGGACCUGAGAACACCAGAGACCAUGGUGGAGAGAGUUGGAUCAAGCCUGGACCUGAGGACACCAGAGACCAUGGUGGAGAGAGUUGGAUCAAGCCUGGACCUGAGGACACCAGAGACCAUGGUGGAGAGAGUUGUAUCAAGCCUGGACCUGAGAACACCAGAGACCAUGGUGGAGAGAGUUGGAUCAAGCCUGGACCUGAGGACACCAGAGACCAUGGUGGAGAGAGUUGGAUCAAGCCUGGACCUGAGAAAGGGAUUCCUCAGAGCUGUAAGACUUGUGACCAUGUUGAGGACUCCACACACUGGCUUCAGAUUGAACCCUUGACUUCCACUGUCCAGGGAGUGACAAUGUUCAGGCACAGGACACCUAAAGGGAGUUAUGAGUGCACAGUGUCUGGGGUCCGCUGGCUGUGUGAGAGAGAUGUCAUUCUGAAGUAUCACUUCAGGAACUGGGAACCCUACAGUCAACUUCUGAAAGACAUGCAGUACACACAAGGUGGUCCAUUGCUGGACUUCACUAAGAAGUUAGGUGAACUGGAGGAAGUUCAUCUGCCACACUUUGUCUGUUUAGGGACCAACCCUUCCCUGAGGAAUGAGAUGAAGAUUCUUCAUGUAGAGGAACAUGGAGUGUCUUUAGAGGAAGUGCAUGAGGUCACCAGAUUCCAUGUUAAGAUUCUCCAUCCCAAGUUCUCACCUCUCUCUGUUAUACUGAGCUAUAUAUUUUCAUGGAACGUAGAUGUCCACUGUGAGCUGAUGCUCUAUCUGACAGUGAAAAGGGAAACAUUAAUUUCUCGCCUGUACCUGUUCCCCUGGAACCCCGGCCAAAUACAGGCUGUGGAACAACAGGAAAGGUCUCAAGGGUCUUCAAGGAUUCUCAUCUCCAGACCAGAGCAGUCCUUCAAACUGAAGAGUUCCUUCAGACUGAACAUUCCCUGUUCUACCUCCAUCAAUCCACAGAAGAUUCAUCUCAUACAAAGAGACACCACACCAAGCUUUUUCAGGGCGGUUGUGAAAAUGACAGGGAUUGACAUUGAGAUGGAGUUAUUCAGUGAUGAUGAGAGGACAGUAUGGAAAGAAAAAGUAUCACGAGAUGAAUACAUCUCUGACACCCGUUCAACUAGUGCUGUGUCGGGGGCAGGAGGUCCGGCUGAGAGCAGUCUGACUGGUUCUGCAGAGCAGCAGCUGCGUUCUGUACGGACAGAGUUUGUGAAACGAGUAUCAGGACCUGUCCUGAAUGAACUGCUGGACGGACUCCUGCAACACACAGUCAUCAACCAGGAGGAAAUGGAGUCAGUGAAGGGGAUCGCUGAGAGGGCAGAGAAGGCACGUGACAUCAUCGACAUGGUGUUGAGAAAAGGAACUGAGUCGUGUUCCAGGAUGAUCAACCUUCUUGGGGAGCUGGACCACUGUCUUUGUUCACAGCUUCAGAUCAUCAGUGUUGGGGUACAAACCUAAUGGUAGAAUGGAUAGCAACAGUGUUGGGGUGCCAACCUAAUGGUAGAAUGGAUAGUAACAGUGUUGGGGUACCAACCUAAUGGUAGAAUGGAUAGUAACAGUGUUGGGGUACCAACCUAAUGGUAGAAUGGAUAGUAACAGUGUUGGGGUACCAACCUAAUGGUAGAAUGGAUAGUAACAGUGUUGGGGUACCAACCUAAUGGUAGAAUGGAUAUUAACAGUGUUGGGGUACCAACCUAAUGGUAGAAUGGAUUUGACAUAUUCCUAUAUCUCCAUGGUAACCCCCUGAGCAUGACCCUCGACCUUUACUGAUCAGCCAAAGCUGUCCCAAAUGGCAUCCUAUUCCCUAUACAGAGCCCUAUGGGCCCUGGUCUAAAGUAGUGCACUACAUAGGGAAUAGGGCCCUGGUCUAAAGUAGUGCACUAUAUAGGGAAUAGGGCUCUGGUCUAAAGUAGUGCACUAUAUAGGGAAUAGGGCCCUGGUCUAAAGUAGUGCACUAUAUCGGGAAUAGGGCCCUGGUCUAAAGUAGUGCACGACAUAGGGAAUAGAGUACCAUUUGGGACAGACAGAGACUCAAGACUGAGUGUUUAACAGUAAAAAAGAGAUUGAGAAAUGACAACAGAGAAGGUGGUUAAAAGUAGGGAGAGCCCUGAUGGAGGGUUCUUUUGAUUGGUACUGUAUGUCUUGUGAAUAUGAAUUAUAUACAGUCCCAGUCAAACGUUAGUCAUUUAGUUGGUCAGUUUCUUUCUUUUUUUGGGUAUUUUCUACAUUGUAGAAUACUAGCGAAGACAUAAAAACUAUGAAAUUACACAUAUGGAAUCAUGUAGUAACCGAAAAAGUGUUAAACAAAUCAAAAUGGGCCCUGGUCUAUAUUUUAGAUUCUUCAAAGUAGCCACUUUGCCUUGAUGACAUCUUGUCUUCUGAUUAUCUUGAUCUCUGGCUCCCUCUUGAGUCAUUUGUGUGUCUUAAUUAUUUUUUUCUAAACAGUGCGCUUAAAGCAUCAGACAAGCUCAGUGCAUAGACCUAUAGUUGAUUUAAUUUAAACACAGACACACCCUAUGUGGAAAAAUCUGGUACAUUUACAGAAGUGUUUAUUGAUGUGCAGAAUCCCUGUCAAAUACAUGUAAAUUAAAAUAAAUGUGUUCUGUCUG
This is a messenger RNA of Oncorhynchus kisutch (coho salmon), 7284 nucleotides long. RefSeq lists its product as uncharacterized. The transcript has 17 exons. Bases 737 to 6133 code for a protein of 1798 amino acids. Lineage: Eukaryota; Metazoa; Chordata; Actinopteri; Salmoniformes; Salmonidae. The record is from RefSeq and is a predicted model, not a curated record. Gene Ontology annotation, molecular function: protein binding. Gene Ontology annotation, biological process: regulation of apoptotic process.